Molecule: messenger RNA, 4572 nt
Organism: Naumovozyma castellii
Lineage: Eukaryota; Fungi; Ascomycota; Saccharomycetes; Saccharomycetales; Saccharomycetaceae
Gene: KOG1
Product: ubiquitin-binding TORC1 subunit KOG1
Exons: 1
Coding region: 1-4572 (1523 amino acids)
Source: RefSeq, a predicted model, not a curated record
AUGCCGGUAACAUACGGCCCACAACCACUUAAACCAUUGAACACACAAAUGAGGCACGGGUUUGAGGAACAAUAUGACACUCAAUUUAUUCAAUCAUUAGUGAACAACUUCAUCUUUUACUUCGACGAUAAGAGACACCGUACCAAUGGGAACCCGAUACCGCAGGCCAUAAAACUACAAGACAAGGACCAUUAUUAUCAAACUAUAUCCGAUUGGAAAAUAAUGAAAGAUAGACAGAAGACUGUCAGUGCGGCUCUUUUGCUCUGUUUGAAUUUGGGAGUGGAUCCUCCAGAUUUGGUAAAAACUCAUCCUUGUGCACGGAUGGAAUCAUGGGUAGAUCCACUCAAUUUCCAGGACUCUAAGAAGGCCAUUGAACAAAUCGGGAAGAACCUGCAAUCACAAUAUGAAACUCUAUCUCUGCGGUGUAGAUAUAAGCAAAGUUUAGAUCCUUGUGUGGAAGAUGUAAAACGGUUUUGUAACUCUCUAAGAAGGAGUUCCAAAGAUGAUAGGAUCUUAUUCCAUUACAAUGGUCACGGUGUGCCACAACCAACACCUUCUGGGGAAAUUUGGGUAUUUAAUAGAGGUUAUACACAAUAUAUUCCAGUUUCCAUCUAUGAUUUACAAAGUUGGUUGGGUGCACCUUGUGUUUAUGUCUAUGAUUGUAAUAGUGCAGGAAACAUAGUCACCAAUUUUCAAAAAUUCGUUCAAAAAAGAAUUAAAGAUGAUCAAGAAGGUAAUCAUGAUGCAGCAGCUCCAUCCCCAACUGCUGCAUAUUUGCAAUGUUUUCAAUUGGCAUCAUGUAGAGCUAAUGAAUUAUUAUUAAUGAGUCCUGAACUCCCUGCAGAUUUAUUCACUUGCUGUCUAACAUGCCCUAUCGAAAUUAGUAUACGAAUAUUCUUAAUGCAAUCACCUCUAAAACAUUCAAAAUACAAGAUAUUUUUUGAAUCCACAUCCAAUGACAGUAAUACCGAGUCUUUUAAAGCAAAUGUUCCCACAGUUUCAAUACCAGGUGUAUUAUCAGAUAGAAGGACGCCUUUGGGGGAACUUAAUUGGAUUUUUACGGCAGUGACAGAUACUAUAGCAUGGACAUCAUUACCAAGACCACUAUUUAAAAAGUUGUUUAGACAUGAUUUGAUGAUUGCAGCUUUAUUUAGAAAUUUUCUUUUGGCAAAGAGGAUAAUGCCAUGGUAUAACUGUCAUCCCAUAUCGGACCCCGAAUUGCCUGAUUCCAUUGCAGAUCAUCCAAUGUGGAAAUCCUGGGAUUUAGCUAUGGAUGAAGUAUUAGGCAAGUUAGUUACCGAACUGAAAAAUUCACCACCUACAUCAGAUCUGGAAAAACAAUUGAUUCUUCAACAAAAUGAUGUCAAUUCAGGCAUAACCCAACAAUCAGCAAAGGUACAACCUGGGAAACAAAAAAUACAGCCGGAAAGUAUCCAAACACAAUCAAAGUUCGCAGUCAGCAAUUUAAGUACCAUUUCAUUAGUAAACCAUCCCGCGCUGCAAAAUCAAGGAAAGAAAGUGCAAAAUGUUGUAUUACCAUCAAAUUCCCAACAAUCACAGCAGCAACAGCAGCAACAACAGCAGUUUACGGGAUUUUUCGAACAAAAUUUAACCGCAUUUGAACUUUGGCUGAAGUAUGCCUCUAAUUCAAGGCAUCCACCAGAACAAUUACCUAUUGUUUUACAAGUCUUACUUUCUCAAGUGCAUCGUAUUAGAGCAUUGGUUCUACUCUCUCGAUUUUUGGAUUUAGGUCCAUGGGCUGUCUAUCUUUCGUUGUCUAUAGGUAUCUUCCCUUAUGUUUUGAAACUUCUACAAAGCCCUGCUCCCGAAUUGAAACCAAUUUUGGUAUUCAUUUGGGCAAGAAUAAUGUCAAUUGAUUACAAAAAUACUCAAGCUGAGUUGAUCAAAGAAAGAGGAUACAUAUAUUUUAUCAGUAUACUAGUUCCAGAAUGGGGAUAUAAUCUAACUCCAUCAAGGUCGACUUCAUUUAUAAAUGGAGUACCUAUGACUCCGACUACUCCAACUACUCCAAGUUUGCCUAUGGGAGCGCAGCCACCACAUGCAAACGAUACAACAGAUGAACAAAAGGCUAUGGCAGUAUUUGUUCUAGCAUCUUUUGUUAGAGAUUAUAAACCAGGCCAGAAGUUAUGUUUCAGUUUAGAACUUAUUACUAAAUUAUCCUUCUACAUUGAUAACUCAGAUAUCCCCUUGUUGAGACAAUGGUGUAUACUUCUCAUUGGGUUACUAUAUAUUCAAAAUCCAUUGAAUAAAUUUAUGUGUAUGAACAAUGGAACUCUCGAAACCUUACUUCUAACUUUAAAAGACCCAGUUCCUGAAGUGAGAACAGCCGUCAUAUUAACUUUAAAACAUUUCAUUUCUGAUUUGGAUGACGCUGAUAUAAUAAUCCGUACACAACAAGAAUAUGAGCAACAAAUUUCCCAAAUUCAUGCUCAACUACAACAAUUACAAAAUUCACCUCAACAACAACAGCAUAAUGUUGAACAACAACAAUUAAAGUUGGAACAACAAUUGAAUCAUAUUCAGUUAAUGGAAUCUCAAUUGGAAAAUGUGGAGUUAAUCAAAUUGAAACAACAAGAAUUAUCAAAUCUGAUUGCCACAUUAGCCUUAAUAAAUGAUGGAUCCCCAUUAGUGAGAAAGGAAGUCAUCAUUUUUUUUUCACAAAUCGUUUACCGUUACACAAAUUUCUUCCUCGUUGUUGUCUUCAACGAAUUGACAGAUGAAAUUAGCCAAUUAGAAGGAAAGGAUAUGGAACAAUCGAAACCAAAUUAUGGAGAAAAUAGACACUCAGUAAGUCAUGGUUCUGUAUUUAGUACUGUUUGGAAGGCAUUAUUAAUCUUAGCCGAGGAUCCAUAUCUUGAAAAUAAAAAAAUGGCUGAACAAGUUGUGGAUUAUAUCUUGUUGGAAUUAAGCUCACAGAAUGAAUUGGGUUCAGUAUUUGGUAAGAUUGAACAUUAUUUAGUGAAGAGAAGUACACAGAUGACAGGUACCACAAAUCUUAAUUUCAAUGCAACACAAAUUCAAAUUGGGAAAAAUACUUUACGUCAGUUCAAUAAGAACAAAGAAACUGAUUCUUCCUUGAAUAAUAACACCAAUAAUUUAAACUCUAAUGAUCCAGACAGAUUUGUUACACUAUCUAGACUAUUUAAGAAGCUAGGGUUUGGUGAACCUACUCUUGAAAGUGAUAGUGUGAGAGCCAAAAAACCAUCAAAUAUACAUUUAUUAGGUGCCGCAUACGGUACAUCUUAUACGGUUCAGACUCCUUUUUUCCUUGAACAUAAAGAACAAUUACCUCUCCCAUUGGAAAGUAGGUUUUUUGACUAUUCAUGUGAAUAUUUUCAAGAACCGCAAAUGAGAAAACCAGAAUCUGAUGAAGUUGGAAGUCUAGAAUAUAAUUCCAGACUUUGGAGAAGAAACAGAAAUGAAAAAAUAAUUGAAGAAACUCAAAAACAAAAAAAACUAUCAUUAUACGGUAACUGGAAUAAUAAGAUAGCGAUACUUGAUAACAAAACUCAACCAAAAGUAUUAAAAUUUACUCAGUUUGAGGAUUAUUUAGUAUCGGCAGAUGAUCGUGAUAAUAUAACUGUAUUCGACUGGGAAAAUAAAACCAGAUUAAACAGAUUUUCUAACAGUAAUCCAUUUGGCACAAAAAUAACAGAUCUCAAAUUUUUAAAUGAGGACGAUAUAACUCUUUUGUUGACAGCAUCAUCCGAUGGGAUAAUUAAAGUAUACAGGAAUUUCCAGUCAAAAGAUGAUGUCCAGGAAAUUUCAGCAUGUAGGGCCCUGACUGAUAUGUUACUAGCACCAAGGUCUAGUGGUCUCUUAACGGAAUGGCAACAAAUUCGAGGAUCUCUUCUGGCUACUGGUGAUGUUAAAAUAAUUAGAGUUUGGGAUGCUCAUACAGAAACUGUUGAAGUAGAUAUUCCAGCGAAAACUUCUUCUUUAAUUACAGCCUUAACCUCUGAUCAAUUGGCGGGUGACAUUUUUACAGCUGGGUUUGCAGAUGGUUCUUUAAGGGUAUAUGACCGCAGAAUGGAUUCAAGAGAUUCGAUGGUUCGUCGUUGGAGGGCGGGGAAUGGUGUGCAUGGAACGUGGAUAAAUAAUGUCCAUCUUCAAAGAGGUGGCUAUAGAGAGCUGGUGAGCAGUACAACGAAUGGUGUCGUUCAAUUGUGGGAUAUCAGAUCCCAAGAACCUGUUCAGACAUUUGUUGAUGAAAAUUCCCAUGGGAAUCAAAAAAAGGAUACCACGAUGACUUGCAUGCAAGUUCAUGAACAUGCUCCAAUCAUUGCCACCGGAACAAGACAGCUUAAGAUAUGGACAACGUCUGGUGAUCUUAUUGCAAAUUUCAAGAAUAAUCGUGGUGUAAGUGGAGGUAUGGCGAAUACUCUAGCGGCAUCAGGAAUUGGCUCUUCUUUGUCCUAUUCUGGAUCAUCUAAUUCUUUCUUAUCUUCUAUGACGUUCCACCCUCAUAGAAUGCUGCUUGCAACGAACAAUUCACAUGAUGCUAGUAUUAGUGUUUAUAAAUGUCAGGAUAAAAAGGUAGCCGAAUAUUGA